AUGCAUGAGCCGCUGAUUGACUUGGAGAUGCAAGCCGUACAAGAUGGCGAUGGAGCACUUGACGAGUAUGGAGGUUGGUCAUACGUUCAAGACAUCGUCGUCAAUACUAGUGUCUUAGCUGCCAGCUCCGUCUACUUCAGAAGGAUGCUGACGUCCGGCCUGCAGGAGAGUCUAUCAAAUGACCGAUUAAUAGAACUGAAGCUUUUUUCACACGAAGCGCCAUUCUUCAACGCCCUCAUCGAAUUUAUGCACAGCCAAGAGAUCCCGCCGACCAUACGCUCUGACAAGGAGUCCCUCUGCUGGCUCUUGAUCCUGGCGGAUCGCAUCGAGACGCCAGCGUGCAUUCGGAAGUGCGUCGAACAUCUGAUGGCAACCCCCGUGUGUCUUGCCGACGUAGUGAUGUGCGUCAAUCUUCCAGAGACGGUGAAGAGACAUCCGUCAGUCCGGGUGUUAAUGGACGCCGUGUGCAAGUACGCAUGCUGGUCCUUUGAGGACCUGGCCGCGGCGGAGAGUAUUCACACUAUGGAUGAGCGCAGCCUGAAGAAAAUCAUCGCUAGCCCGAGUUAUGGUAGGCAUUGGAGCAAAGACGACAUAGAAACGCUUUUUGCAGUAUGCGUUGAGUGGUUUCGUCAUGGAAGCGAGAACCGCUGGGAAGCUUUCUCGGCCCUUGUGCUUUCGUUCGAAGUCUGGCGUUUGCAGCGCUCCUUCAUCAGAGAAAUCUGCCCGGAGAUUUGCACCAACAAAGGCCAGGCACUCCUGGAAAAGAUCGAGGCGGGAUAUCCUUGGCGCAUGAAAGAGACGAAAGCUGCGGGGAUCCAGUCAGUUGACCCGGAUCAACUCGGAAUUCUGAGGAUCAAUCACCACGGUAAGCGAUACCCAACGAAGAGUGCUCGUCCAGCUGCCUUCUUUCAGUGA
Messenger RNA from Klebsormidium nitens, 915 nucleotides. Lineage: Eukaryota; Viridiplantae; Streptophyta; Klebsormidiophyceae; Klebsormidiales; Klebsormidiaceae. The record is from the annotation of a GenBank genome assembly.